AUGAAUAACAACCCGCAAUGGAGGCCGGAUCAAACUAGAGAAUGGGUGGCAGCGCGACAGGACCGAGAACGAUUCGUGGCUCACGGUUACACUGUUUCUGGCAUACCUAAAGACCCGGAACAUGAACAAUGGAUGAAGCAACAAGAAUUGGAAAAACAGCAAGAAUGGAAAAAGCGCCAAGAAUGGUUGCGAAAUCAGGAAGGAGCAGCAACCUCUCAGAGUGCUCCAGAUUAUGGACGCGGUCAACCUAAAUCAGCACAGAUUCUCGAUCCAACAGAAAAUAAAACGAUUUCAGUGACGGUUAUCGAAGAUACAGGAUGUGGAAUAAGCUUCAUUUCGCCAGAAGUAGCUAGACUUUGCCACUUGACAGAAUUUUCGACUACAGCUAUUGAAAGCCGGACGUUGAUGGGCAACUUCGUUUCCAAUCUCUGGGCGGAUGUCAAUUGGAUGGGGAGCGACAAUAACCAUGGUCGUGAUUGGUUCUAUAUUGCACCCGACAACGCGCCAAUUGAGGUGCUCGUCGGAACAAAGUUCAUGGACGCCCAUCCUCAUGUAUUCAAAGACCGGGCACAACUCGAGCCAGGCUUUUUGAAUGUACAGUCAGAGAUCAAGGCAGCCGAGAAAUCCCAAAUCGAAGACAACGAAGCACUUGCUCAGCAGCAAGCGGCUGAGUUGGAAGAAAGAAAGAAGCUUGCGAAACAGCAAAAACCGAGCGAUAAAGGAAAACGGCCCGCAUCACCUUCAUCUUCAUCUAAGAGGAGUUCUCGCCGGAAGAAAUCGUGA
Messenger RNA from Glarea lozoyensis ATCC 20868, 783 nucleotides. RefSeq lists its product as uncharacterized. The transcript has 3 exons. Lineage: Eukaryota; Fungi; Ascomycota; Leotiomycetes; Helotiales; Helotiaceae. The coding region runs from base 1 to 783 and encodes 260 amino acids. The record is from RefSeq and is a predicted model, not a curated record.